AUCGUUCAACAACUGCAAAGCCGUGGUCGUGGAGAGAAAAGUCCCGCAUUCGUACCGGUAACGAUUAGCCGGCUGUGCUAUGGCUGAAGCUCAUUCAGCUGUUGCAUUCUCGUUUUCCAUCACCCACGAGGGAUGGGACAUAAACUACGAUCGGGAGGUUCUGGAUCUCGUCUGGCAGUCGGGUGUUCGAUCCUGGAAGAAACGGCUAGCCCGUUGGAGGACCGGCGUCCGUAACGGAGUGUACCCGGCACAUUUACAGAGCCUCUGGCUGGUAAUAGCUAUAGCAAUCGGAUUGCACUUUUCACAACGACACGUCCCGUUCGAUUUAGUCAACAAAUGGCUUUUGGUUUUGCCCGGUGACACACUGCAAUGGCAACUGGCGGCAUGUUCGCUGGCGGGUUUGGUAGUUUGGUUAUCCAUUUGCUACACGAUGCGAUACUCACUGAAACUGUUGCUCAUGUACAAGGGCUGGAUGUACGAGAAGCGCGCCCCAGGCAGCAAAGUAUCACUCCAGACCAGACUGUGGGCAUUAUUUGUGAAAGUGCUUGCCACCUGGAACAAGCCGGGAUUGUACAGCUUCCAGGGAUCGCUCCCACGGUUGCCCCUGCCGAGCGUCCAGGAUACGAUGGGUCGCUACCUUCGUUCCGUUCGCCCGCUGCUCGAUGAUGCUAACUACAAUCGCAUGGAGCGGCUAGCGAACGAGUUUCAGCGCGGCAUCGCCACGAAGCUACAGCGAUAUCUCGUGCUGAAGAGCUGGUGGUCGACGAACUACGUGUCCGAUUGGUGGGAAGAGUACGUAUAUCUGCGAGGCCGCGGUGCCCUGAUGGUAAACAGCAACUUCUAUGGCAUCGAUGCCAUUUUCAUGCACCCGACAAAGGUACAGAGCGCUCGGGCCGCUAGUGUGAUCAAUUUGUUGUUACAGUUCCGUCGGACCGUCGAACGGCAAGAGCUUGAACCGAUUCUAGUGCAAGGACUGGUGCCACUGUGCUCCUGGCAGUACGAGCGUAUCUUCAACACGGUCCGGGCACCAGGUCUGGAGAGCGAUAAAAUUAUUCACUACCAAGACUCGAACCAUAUCGUUGUGCUGUUCCGGGGCUGUUACUACAAGGUUAUCAUCUACCACAACGGCCGACUGCUGCGGCCGUGUGAGCUGCAAAUUCAGAUCGAACACAUACUGCAGCAGCGCGAGGAAAAGCCACAGCCCGGCGAAGAGCUGCUCGCUUCGCUGACCGCUGGUGACCGUACCAAGUGGGCUCAGAUUCGUCAGACGGUGUUCGCCAAGGGAGCCAACCGCACGGCCCUGCACACCGUAGAGAGUGCUGCGUUCGUGCUGUCGUUGGAUGAGAACCCGUUCGAGUUCGAUCUUGCACAUCCGGAAAAGCUGGACCAAUUCGGACGCUACCUUCUUCACGGCAAUGGUCACGAUCGGUGGUUUGACAAGAGCUUCACCGUAUGCGUGGGAAGUAAUGGACGGAUUGGUUUCAAUGCAGAACAUACGUGGGCGGAUGCAGCCGUCAUGUCACACAUUUGGGAAAUGCUGAUCAUGGGUGAAACGGAGCAGCGGGCUGAUGCACCUGUUUUGGCACUUGUUUGGGAAAAUAUUGUCGCUGAUGAGGCAAUCAAUAAACGAUACGAUGAGAAUGGUAACACCGUUGGCAUUCCUGAGUUUGAGCCGCCCACUCCGAAGCGCUUGGUGUGGGACCUGAAUGACAAGGUGGCGCUGGAGGCAAUCGACGAGGCACAUCUGGCUGCUCAGAAGCUGUUGAAUGACGUAGAUUUACGAAUUCUCGUACACGAUGCCUACGGUAAGGGACUGAUGAAAACGUGUCGCCUCUCCCCGGACGCGUUCAUACAGAUGGCUUUGCAGUUGGCGUACUACCGAGAUGCCGGCAAGUUUUCCCUCACAUACGAAGCUUCGAUGACCAGACUGUUCCGUGAGGGGCGCACGGAAACGGUUCGUCCGUGCACAAUCGAAUCCGCUGCUUGGGUGAAGGCGAUGCUCGAUAGCAGCGUUUCGGUCCAAGAACGAGUGCGUCUACUGAAUGCCGCCUGUGACCGGCACCAGCUCGGUUAUCAGGACGCGAUGUGCGGCAAAGGUAUCGAUCGGCAUCUGUUUUGCCUGUACGUCGUGUCCAAGUACCUGGAGAUCGACUCACCCUUCCUGCAGGAAGUGCUGAGUGAACCAUGGAGAUUAUCCACUAGUCAAACGCCGCACGGCCAAACGUCCAAGAUGGACCUGAAGAAGCAUCCGAAUUGCAUUAGCGCCGGCGGCGGGUUCGGCCCUGUCGCUGAUGAUGGGUACGGUGUAUCGUACAUCGUGGCAGGCGAGGAUCUUAUCUUCUUCCACAUUUCGUCCAAGCGGUCCUGCGGCACCACGACCUCGGAACGAUUUGCACAGGAAAUUUGUCGCGCAUUAUCGGACAUGAAACAUCUGUUCGAGGAAUACCGUAGCCUACAGAAGAAGAGCAUCACGAACGGCGCCAAAGCGGACAAGUAGCAAUCUUAAACCAAGGCACACGUUAAAGUGGAAAACAAUCAUUCGUCUACCGACGGUGCCAACCAUGGUGCCGUUGCGUACAUCACAAAACCUCACCCGGCAGUAUCCUUCAAUGUUCGUUAACGUCCUAGAAGAGCGCCGGGGGUCAAAAACAAACCUACACAACCAUUCAAUGUUCAAUCUGACACCUUCCCAUGCGGCACCGCACUGCAAAACAUUCUAUUUUAGGUUGGACUCGUUACUAUAUUUGUUGAUAGUUAUUUCAAAUUUUUGACUUAGUAUAACAUUCUUUCCUGGAAGCGUGCCUUUCAAUGGUGGAAACCGUGAAGGAGACAUAAGGUGUCGAAUGAAGUACACUAGUUUAAAUGUUAUUCUUGUGUUUGAUUCUAUUGUAGCCAAGGCAAAUCCCUGUAUCGAAAUUGGCCUGCUGUUAUGCUGUUGCAGUCUAACUUUACAAGGAAUUGAAUGGAUAAAUGUGUGACAACCAAUCAGAAAAAACUAAACAUGGAUCAACGCAAUCAUCAAUGCAAUGCAAUAAGAGGCAAUUUUAUGAUGUGUGUAGAAAUUGUUUCCCGCUUUGAUUUUGUUUUUUUAUAUAGAGUUUACGAUUAGUUUGUUGUAGAUAAAUAGAAAA
Messenger RNA from Anopheles cruzii, 3131 nucleotides. It is a transcript of the gene whd, whose product is annotated as carnitine O-palmitoyltransferase 1, liver isoform. Gene Ontology annotation, biological process: carnitine metabolic process; fatty acid metabolic process. Bases 80 to 2497 code for a protein of 805 amino acids. Gene Ontology annotation, cellular component: mitochondrion. Gene Ontology annotation, molecular function: carnitine O-palmitoyltransferase activity. NCBI's taxonomy places the organism in Eukaryota, Metazoa, Arthropoda, Insecta, Diptera, Culicidae. The transcript is spliced from 12 exons. The record is from RefSeq and is a predicted model, not a curated record.